Knipowitschia caucasica is the source of this 342-nucleotide messenger RNA. The record is from the annotation of a GenBank genome assembly. NCBI's taxonomy places the organism in Eukaryota, Metazoa, Chordata, Actinopteri, Gobiiformes, Gobiidae.
AUGUUCAUGCGUCUUCUUCUCUCUCCAGGUCAGUUCCUGUGGGUGAACAGCACAGCGCUGGGGGGUCUCUGGGUGAUCAGCCCCUGGUUGUGGGGGGGUCAGGGGCAGUGCAGCCUGGACAUGGCCGUGUACCUCCAUCCCCGGCAGAGCGGACACUACACCAUCCGCCUGAUUGAGAGGGACAAGGCUCCCCUGGUGCUCUUCUCCACCGACACGCUCCCUCGCAUCACAGGUCCGCGGCUGCAGCCCGCCCACGCCAUCUCCGCUGCUUCCCAAUCUGCAAACCGCCAAACUCCCCAAGCUCUGCUCCAAGGGGAGACUUCUAGCAGUGUUAAAAAGUGA